CAAUAUUAUCUUUGAUGUGGAUAUAUAGAUAUAUUGAAACCAUCCAUCCUUAAUUUUUACCACUACAUCACUGAUUAUGUGUGUAUAUAUAUGUAUAUAAUAAGAUUCGUCAAACCCUACAUAAAGCAGUUGAAUUCCACUCUGCCUCUUCGUCUCCAGAUUCUCUUUGUUACGCAACAAAGAUGGAAAGGCCAGUUUACAGGCCAUUUGCAGAGAAGAACUUGAACAAAGACGCCUCCUUUUCCUCGUAUCUCCGCCCAGAAACUGCGGCGGCGGCGCAAGAGGACGCCGGAUGCAUGGCCGAUGACUCCGAUCAGAUAAGCGUUUUCGACGCUGAGAACUACUUCAGUGAAACCAAUGAGAAGAAGAGCAAGAGAUCGGGGAUUAGCAGCGUGAAUCUUGAUGGGUUUUCCAUGGUUUCACGGCCAUCUUCGGCUUCGUCGUUCGAUGGGUAUGGAAGAAACUUCCGGCCUCAUUCUUUCCAUGCAACGCCGACGGCUUCUUCCGAGGCCAGCUGGAACAGCCAGACCGGGCUGCUGUCGAACCCUCCCGGCGCCAUUGCAGUGUCACUCAGAGACCAUCCCGGCGACCGCCAGAAGAUCAAAGGUGGGUCGAGGCUGGCUGUUACGUGGUUUUCAAGAAGGAGAUGUCCUUGCUCCGGCAAGAAAUCGGUUGAGGUAGAGGAAAAGAUUGCGGAAACGUCUAGAAGCCCAUCGGUUUCUCAUUCCAGAAAGCAGAGCCAAAGCCAAAAACAUUCUGAAGUAGUUGACCGGCCGGAGAAAAUUGUUCCGAAUUUGCGACGGAUUUCGUCGUCGCAGAGCCCGUUUCCUUCCGGCAUCUCGCACCAAAAUGGGUUUUCGUUCCCAAUCUUGGACCAAUCGUCGAAAAUGGUGAAAAAGGCCAUUAAUCCAAUCGCUUCUCCGGAAGACCCUCCCCGGGAAUCACUGGAGGUUUUCCAGCCGCCGUCAAUGGAGGUUCAGGCCCUGGACCGCCGGGCCUUCGGGUUUCCGGUGAGUCCGAUGUCUCGAGUAACCGCGACGGACGACGACGUAGCCAGCGACGCCAGCUCCGACCUGUUCGAGAUCGAGAGCUUCUCCACGCAGCCGUCGUCGUCGAACCCUCUGUUCCGGCGGCGAGACUCAUUGGACGAAGCAGCGACCUUCAACCCCAGGAAGCUGGCGGCCUCCGCCCUCAGCCGGGACAGCCUGGACGAGCCGGCUACCCCGUCGGUAGCCGCGACGGAGUGCUACGAGCCCAGCGAGGCCAGCAUCGACUGGAGCGUCACCACCGCCGAAGGCUUCGACCGAGCCAGCUACAUUACCAACCUCUCCGACAUGGAAGACUACUCAACAAUCACGCGCCGACAACACGCUAAAACGACGUCUGCGGCAACAACAAGGCGGUCUUCGACGGGGAGCGGCGGGUUGUUGAGCUGUCGGUGCGAGAAGGCGGUGAGCGUGGGGCCGCAGCCGGUGAAAUGCGCGCAACACGACGGGGGCAGGGCGGCGGCGGGGCCACAGAGGGCGGUAGGUGGCGGGGGCAAGCCACCGCUGGGAGGGCCUCAGUGUGCGGCUCGCAUGUCGCUGGCUUUUGCGACAUAGGGAACGUGACUGGGAAGCAAACUCAUGCUGUGGUGUCUGCUGGUGCUGGUUUUAAACAUAAUCCAAUCAGUCUUUGAAUGUCCCAUGUUAUAUGUUUUUAAUUUUUAAUUAAUUAAUUCCGUCCGGCAGCUGGGCUGGCUUCGGCCCCCUCUGACUCACAUUUACUUCACUUGCUCUCCUCUCCCGUCCUGCGACUUACAUUUUAACAGUCUUUUUUUUUUUUUAAAAACUUUAACUAUAACUAUUGUCUACUAUACUGGGUGUGGGUGGGUCUGUCUCUUUAAGUUUUCUAAAAUAUCUCAAUACUUGAUACUGUUGCGAGACUUGGGUGGUGGAGUUGGAACUAAUUAAUCUGGGCUUCUUGUGGUCUAUUGGCUGAAAGGUGUCCUCAAAGUGCAUGAACGGAAAGUAAGACAUAGGCAUAUUAAUAGACAUAAAUAAUGGACAUAGUGGCCACAUAAACAAACAUACACAUUUUAUUAUGCACUCUUGGCUUCUAAUCACAAUGAUGUAAUCUUAGUUACAAGAAAAGAUGGGUGUUUAUGAUGUCAAUCAAUCAAUCAAUCAAAAAAGGGCGGGCAUUGUUCUCAUUGCUAUUGCUCAUACAAAUUUGUAGAUUUCUCGUUGUUCUCAUUGUUUAUGAUGUGACGUGAUGUUAAACUAUUUAACCUUAAGUUACACUAAACAUAUUAACAUUUUUACAUCUUUUCAUCAUCUUUUUAGGUAGCUAUCACUAUCAGUAUC
Messenger RNA from Diospyros lotus (date-plum), 2345 nucleotides. RefSeq names its product protein PHYTOCHROME KINASE SUBSTRATE 4. Gene Ontology annotation, biological process: phototropism. NCBI's taxonomy places the organism in Eukaryota, Viridiplantae, Streptophyta, Magnoliopsida, Ericales, Ebenaceae. The transcript has 2 exons. The record is from RefSeq and is a predicted model, not a curated record. Bases 183 to 1601 code for a protein of 472 amino acids.